Messenger RNA from Thecamonas trahens ATCC 50062, 381 nucleotides. RefSeq lists its product as uncharacterized. Lineage: Eukaryota; Apusomonadida; Apusomonadidae. The coding region runs from base 1 to 381 and encodes 126 amino acids. The transcript has a single exon. The record is from RefSeq and is a predicted model, not a curated record.
AUGCGGUGCGGUACGGCGUGCUGCCGGCAAUGGUUCCAGACAUCACCGACUCGGACGCCACCCUCUAUGGCGGGCUGGCGGCGGUGGUGUCCGUCAACGCUGUCAUUGCGGUGUAUGCAUACCUGGCAUACCUUGACGAUGAUUCCGAUGCGCGCCGCAAGCGGAUGUAAGUGCGGCCGAUGGUCCCUUUAUGCGGCGUCGUCGGCAGCAGAGACGCGGUCUGCAGCAUCGUCCGGCGGUAGCUGCCCACUUGCCGCCAGGGCGUCAUGCAGUGCUGAGGCAAAGGCAUCGAGGGCAACAACCUCGCCGUGGACCUUGGUGUUGAGCUCCUUGAGCUUGUUGAGAUUGGCAGUCGAGAACGCGUCGGUGGCCAGGCCGUGA